Nannospalax galili (Upper Galilee mountains blind mole rat) is the source of this 4690-nucleotide messenger RNA. RefSeq names its product fibroblast growth factor 10 (gene Fgf10). Bases 789 to 1463 code for a protein of 224 amino acids. Gene Ontology annotation, molecular function: chemoattractant activity; type 2 fibroblast growth factor receptor binding; growth factor activity. The record is from RefSeq and is a predicted model, not a curated record. Gene Ontology annotation, cellular component: cytoplasm. The transcript is spliced from 3 exons. NCBI's taxonomy places the organism in Eukaryota, Metazoa, Chordata, Mammalia, Rodentia, Spalacidae. Gene Ontology annotation, biological process: animal organ morphogenesis; limb development; fibroblast growth factor receptor signaling pathway involved in mammary gland specification.
ACCCCUGCAAAUGAGGUUUGACCAGCAGAAACAGAGCCCACCUCUGGCUAAGAAGCACUGACAUUUAGACUCUGGGCUUCAACCUGUUUACAAGCGGCUUUCCAAGGGACUAGGGGUGGAGGGUAGGGCCAAACAAAACACCAGCCGCCAGCCGCCCCCCAAACAAGAAGUGGCUUUCUGGAGGCUUCACAUCAACAGGCACCACCAAAAAGAGAAAGGAAGAGGGAGAAGAAAACAACAGCGACUGGGCAGCAGCCUCCAGUUCUGACAACUCCAAAGAGACACACUUUUAGAAGUGGCCAACAGGCUGGGACUCUGCAGAGACUGACCAGAAGGUGCCAACCGCAGAGGGACGCAGACAUCUCCCUGCACCCCCACCCCACCCACUUUGGGGUUUGUUCACCGUGCUGUCAUCUGUUUCUUCAGACCUUUUUUUGCAUCUAACAUGGUGAAGAAAGGAGUGAAGAAGAGAACAAAGUAACCCCCAGGGAAGCGAAGAGUGUUGGUGACCUGCACCACCAGUUACUACUGCUGCGGCCACCCACGUCCACCAUUCACCCGGAGACUGGAGAGGCACAGGCAGCGGAUUCGAGAACGGAGCAGGACAGGCAGCCGGCCCUUCCGAGGAGUUAUGGAUGUUGGUGCAUUCGCUUCUGGCCAGAUCCGCGCCCAGAGGGAGCUAACCAGUAGCCACCACCUCCAGCUGUCUCCUUGCCUUGCACUAGGUCUUACCCUUCCAGUAUGUUCCUUCUGAUGAGACAAUUUCCAGUGCCAAGAGUUUCAGUACAAUGUGGAAAUGGAUACUGACACAUUGUGCCUCAGCCUUUCCCCACCUGCCGGGCUGCUGCUGCUGCUGCUUCUUGUUACUGUUCUUGGUGUCUUCUGUCCCUGUCACCUGCCAAGUUCCUGGUCAGGACGUGGUGUCACCGGAGGCCACCAACUCUUCUUCCGCCUCCUCUUCCUCCUCCUCCUCUUCCUCCUCGUCCUCCUCUUCGUCCUCCUCCUUUUCCUCUCCUUCCAGUGCCGGGAGGCAUGUGCGGAGCUACAAUCACCUCCAAGGAGAUGUCCGCUGGAGAAAGCUAUUCUCCUUUACCAAGUACUUUCUCAAGAUUGAGAAGAACGGCAAGGUCAGCGGUACUAAGAAGGAGAACUGUCCAUACAGUAUCCUGGAGAUAACAUCAGUGGAAAUUGGAGUUGUUGCUGUCAAAGCCAUUAACAGCAACUAUUACUUAGCCAUGAACAAGAGGGGAAAACUCUAUGGUUCAAAAGAAUUUAACAAUGACUGUAAGCUGAAGGAGAGGAUCGAGGAAAAUGGAUACAAUACCUAUGCAUCCUUUAACUGGCAGCACAAUGGCAGGCAAAUGUAUGUGGCACUGAAUGGAAAAGGAGCUCCCAGGAGAGGACAGAAAACACGAAGGAAAAACACCUCAGCUCAUUUCCUCCCAAUGGUGGUCCACUCAUAGAAGAAGGCAUUGUUAGUGGACACAGUAGAACCAGAGGUUCUUUGGCCAGAAAUAGUUGGUAUUCUUCAUGAAAACAGGAAUGAAAAAGGCAAAGACAUAUUGCAGAGGUCUGCUUGCUUAAAAGGAAGAAACCUUUGGAGCUUUUUGUAUUCACUGCUGGCAUAUGAAGUUAUUUUCAUUCACUCUGUGUCAUGCCUUAUAACCAAGAUGUAGGGAGAUCAAAUGGGAUUGAAGUUAUUCCUAAGUGAACAAAUUUGUGGCUGGUUUUUUUAAAAGUUUUUGUUUUUGAACCUCUGAGAUAGAACUUAAAGGACAUGGAACAAUCUGUUGAAUGAUCUUUGAGAAAGUUAUUUAUGGAAUACGAACACAUAUCAAAGACUUUCGUUGCUCAUUCAAGUCUAAUGAUUCAAUGAGCAGUAAGACACGCAAGCAUUUACUGGAAAGCACUUGGGUCAUAUCAUAUGCACAACCAAAGGAGUUUUGGGUGUGGCACCAUGGAAGAAUUGGAUCAGAUUUUAAAAUAUAAACAUAUUAGUGUGAAACUGUUCUAAUAAUACAAAUAGUAUGGUAUGCUGUGCAUUCUGCCUUCAUCCUUUUCUAUUUCUUUCUAAGUUAUUUAUUUAAUAGGAUGUUAAAUAUCUUUUGGGGUUUUAAAGAGUAUCCUCAGCAGCUGCCCUCUGAUUUACCUUCUCGUUUUCUUUGGCACACCACAUGCAUGUUCACGACAAAGUGUUUUAAAAACUUGGCAAACACUUCAAAAAUAGGAGAUGAGAUCAGGGAAGCAGUAUGAAUGCCCCAUGUGCUAUCAGUUGACUUAAUUUGUACUUCUGCAAUAAGAACCAUUAGUGAGAACUAUAGCAGUGGUCUGUAGUUUGGAUAACAGACAUCUGGCAUCAUUUGCCAACAUCUAUCUGUCCUGAGGCUUCCUUCCCUAAACAUAUAGACCAGAAGGCCAAAUUCCUUUUUCAUUGCCUUAAUUCAUCUCCAAAAAUACACUAAAAGGAAGAAAAUAAAUUGUUAAAUGGAUUUUAGUAGCCUAGCCUUGUUUUUUUUAACUGAUGAUGUCUUAUCUUAUGUCACAGUGGUAAAUGAUGAAAGGUUAUCUGCAUAUAGAAGAGUGCUUUGUAAGUCCCACAUAAUGCAUAUCCCCAAGAGAAACUAUCAAGGAAUUUGGUAUGAAGUCCAACUCUUCCAGGGGCUUAAACUGAGCAAAUAUAUCCUGGUAUAUGCAUAACCAUAUACUGAAACCUGUUCAAGAUGUAUGAUCUAGUCUUUACAAAAACAAAUAAAGCUUGUUUUCUGUAAACUUAAAGAGUUUUAGAAGGUUUCAUAAUAUAACCAUAUUGAAAUUCAUUUUCUUAGAGCAGGUAUAGAAAACAGUGCAUACGUUUACCAGUCACCAUCACUAUGUAUUCCACUAAAUAAACACAUAAGCCUUAUUUGCAGUGUCUGUAGUGAUUUUUAAAAGUGUAGAAAAAUAUUAUUUGUUCUAAAUACUUUAAUAACUCUAAGAUUAUAUUGAUGCUGCAGUUUUAUCAUGUUUCUUGUUUGGAAAAGUCUGUUUAUUUUUAUUGUUUGGAUACAGUAUUUUGGUACAAGGAAAAGACUCACCAAAAUGUGUCUUUUUACUAAUAUUUAAUCUCUAGAAAGGCUAGUAUUUUAUGAUCCUCUUGUAACUUACUUGUGCUGAUGCUUAACCAGCACUGCCCAUGAAUCUUUUUUUUUUUUUUUUAAUGACCACUUCUACAGAAGAAAUCCAAUGAAGCUCAUAUUUUAUGAUUUCUUUGAAGAGCUGGUAUUUCAAGAAAAGCUCACUCAGGCACAGUCCUUUGGCUUGAGAAUAUUGUUGCAUUUCAUGGUACUUUUAACUUGUUUUGUGACAAAUGGGAUUCUAAAAAAUGUAUACACUUUUUUGUGGUUGGAUUCUGUAUGUUAAAUUUUAAUUGGUAACUGAGUCCAAGAGCUAUAAUGUAACACAUUCCUAGAAAACUAGGUAUCUUUUUUCUUUUAUUUUAAAAUAAUAAUUGCACCUGACAUAUGAACAUGGACCACCCAGAACCAAAAUUAAAUGUUUGGUAAGACAAACUGUAGUAUUUGAUGACUAGAGUAACAGCAAAUAGGGCAGAAGUUGGAUUCUUAUUUCACAUUGCCAUUUAGAUUACUAAAGAGACUAUGUGUAAACAGUCAUCACUGUAGUACUCAAGACAUUAAACAGCUUCUAGCAAAAUGUAUCAAAGCUUGCAGAGUCCAAAAAUAGAAAACAUCUUUCCCCUUCCCCUGCCCUGCAUCCUUCCCUAUAUUCACCCCAACAGACAUAAAUACAGAAACAAUUUGGUGAGAAGUAAAAAAAUUCUAACAUAUUUAAAAUGGCAUCUUUGCUUGAUAUUAUUGAUAGAGAAUUCUGGUCCUUUUGACAACUACUGAAGGAAAAGAAGUUCAGUCCUGAAUGUUAUAGGUUUAAAAAAAUCACAUUAAGAUUUUGGGAGCUCUGCCUCUGUGGGAAGUGUGGGCACUGGUCCACGAAGCUAAAGUGUGUCAGUCAUAGACACAUGGCUAUGCGAAUGCUGGUACUGAGACUCUACUUAAAGAUACAGAAUCACUCCCUCCUCCUACCUCCCAAAGGCUGAACAGUGUAUAGUAUGUUACAUUUAAAUAAAGACAAUAAAAUUCUGGGAAAAGAAAAUAAAAAUUCUGUCGUUGUUUUGUUUUGUUUUGUUUUAUUAGCCUAAAACUCUACCUGGUAAUAAAGAGAGAAGCUAGAGGGCUGUGUGCAUGGCAGGAUGUGGUUAAAUGCCCCACAGCCCCAAACAACAACAGAAAAAAAAAAUUUUUACUCAAACAUUUGUAAGGUUUCUGUAAUGUUUUACAUGUGUGAGUCAGCUAUCCUUACUCUAAUAACAACCAAAUGCUUUCGAUUUUCCUGACUAUUCAGGUCCACCUCAUUUACACAGUGGAUAAAGAAGAAUGGAUUGAAAACAAGGAUGGCUUGUGCAACAAUGAAGGUUUUGGAGGAAAGCCAGGAGCUCCAAAGUCUGACUUCCAGGGGAUGGAAUAGGCCAGUGAAUUUGAUCUGAAAAGUAGGCAGAAAAAAAUAUAUUGCAAGUUGACUCCAGGACCCAAGCAAGUUUAUAGAUAUAAUUCAAAUGGAUUGGUAUUUAUGCUGUACAGUUCAAAUUAUGUAAAUAUUAAUUCAAAAUUUGAUUAUUCAAUAAAGUAAACUUUUUUCA